Molecule: messenger RNA, 1344 nt
Organism: Papaver somniferum (opium poppy)
Lineage: Eukaryota; Viridiplantae; Streptophyta; Magnoliopsida; Ranunculales; Papaveraceae
Product: origin of replication complex subunit 3-like
Exons: 2
Coding region: 1-1344 (447 amino acids)
Biological process (GO): DNA replication initiation; DNA replication
Cellular component (GO): nuclear pre-replicative complex; DNA replication preinitiation complex; nuclear origin of replication recognition complex
Molecular function (GO): DNA replication origin binding
Source: RefSeq, a predicted model, not a curated record
AUGGAGUCUGAAAGUCUAGAUUCUCCGCCUGCAUCUCCAAUUGCCGACAAUGGGAAAAACAAUCUUCAGCCUUUCUUUGUUCUGCACAAGGCAUUGCCUCGAAAAGGAAGUAGAAAAACUUCUGAAACUGGAAAGACCGGGAGCAAGUUAGCAUCCCUAUCUUCUCCUAAAGCUGCAGACAAAUCAGAGGAAACCAAGCAAGUGGGAGAAGAUGAUUAUGACGAGGUGCGUCUUGAGGCAUUUGAUUUUGUUUGGUCGAAGAUUGAUAGAACUAUCAAAGAUGUUUUGUUGAACAUCAAUAUCAGUGUACUUGAUGUGAUUCACCAAUGGGUUUGCGAGUCUUUCUCUUCAAUCAAAUCAGCUGGAACCCCUGGUGGCCUACAUUCAUACCCUCCACUGACAGAUAUCACAUGCAAACAGAUUUUUACUGGUCUUGUGAUGACGAAAAAUGUGGUGUUGGUUGAUGAUUUGCUGACAUUUAAAGAACUCGCCAUGCAUUUGAAAUCUCAUGAUUUUCACGUGGUUACUCUUUCAUCAAUGGACUUCACUGCCAAGAGCGGAAUUGGCGGGUGUCUUAGAAGCCUGCAGAGGCAGUUGAUUAAGUUUACUCCAGAUACAGCCGAUAUAAGUAUCUUAGCGUCAUGGUAUUCUGAACCAGAAAACAAGGGAUAUCCCAUAGUUGUGAUCAUUGAUGAUAUGGAAAGAUGCAACGGGUGUGUUUUAUCUGAGUUCAUCUUAAUUUUGAGAGAGUGGGUGAUAAAGAUUCCAGUCAUCUUAACAAUGGGAGUUGCAACAACCAUCGAUGCUCCUAAGAAGUUACUUACAUCCAAUGCACUGCAAUACCUCUCGCCAUGUAAGUUCACUUUAGGUUCCCCAUCUGAGAGAAUGGAUUCAAUCAUGGAGGCUCUUCUUGUCAAAUUUUGCACGGGGUUUGACAUUGGCCAUAAGGUGGCUGUUUUUCUGAGAAAUUACUUUUUAAGGCAAGAUGGAACAGUUACAUCUUUCAUUAGGGCUCUAAAGAUUGCCUGCUCUAAACAUUUCUUAAUGGAACCUCUAAGUUUCUUAUGUGAAGGCUUCUUAAGUGAAGAUAGUCAUAGUUUCCGGAUGGAAAUGUGUGAAUCGCUGCCCGAAGAAAUGCACAAGUGUGCUUUUGAUCUUCCAUCUUAUAAACUUAUAGAUGACUUCUCAUGUAUGAGCACUGAAACUUUGGUUUCUGGUUUAUCACCGGUGAAGAGCUUGCGGAAAGACUGGAGUGAUGUGGUUUUGUGCUUGUUUGAAGCUGGGAAGUUUCACAUGAUAAAACUAUUUGAUAUUUUUUGUGAGGCGCUUGAUCCAAAUCGUUAG